AACACUAAGCACAGAGACACAGAGCUGAGAUUCUUUUGUUCCAGAGUGGUGGAGUUUAGCGACAUCUUUUUUCUUCACUAAACAGUGAAAACUAAUGAAAUAUCACGGCGUUCUUUACGGAUUGUAACGUGUUUUUUGUUUGAUAUGGCAGAGAAAAUGUCGGACGGAACAAUGACACGGCAAGUACUGUUGUUUAUCUCGGUCCUCUCUCUCAGUUCAGUACACGGGCAGGUCAGUUACUCCAUUCCUGAGGAAAUGGCGAAAGGCUCUUUAGUUGGUAACAUAGCGCAGGAUUUGGGUUUAGAUAUAAAAAGACUGAAAUCAGGUAAAGCUCGUGUUUUUACUGGAGACAGUGCAGAAUACAUCGAGCUGAAUAAAGAACGGGGAGUUCUCCUCAUCAAAGAGAGAAUAGACCGUGAAGCGCUCUGCGGACAGACGACGCCUUGCGCUUUACAUUUUCAGAUAAUUCUAGAGAACCCCAUGGAAUUCUUUCGGGUAACUGUUGAGAUUACAGAUGUAAACGAUAAUGCUCCUAGUUUUAAGAAGACCGAGAAACGUUUUGAAAUCAGUGAGUCUGCAGUGAUUGGCGCUACAUUUAUGCUGGAGAUAGCAAUAGAUCCUGACGUUGAUCUUAACCGUCUCCAGAGCUACACUCUUAAUCCCAUUGAUCAUUUUCAUUUAAAACUAAAAAAUCAACCCGAUGGAAGUAAAAAGGUAGAGAUGGUUUUGCAGAAGCCUUUAGAUCGGGAGAAACAGGAGCAUCUAUCUUUAGUAUUAACAGCUAUAGACGGGGGCGAACCGCAGCUAUCUGGAACAGUGCAGAUACAUGUUACAGUGUUAGAUAUAAACGACAAUGCACCUGUUUUUACGCAGGAGAUUUACAAAGCAACGGUUGUUGAGAAUUCACCUAAAGGAGCCGUAUUGGCCACUGUUAGCGCCUCUGAUGCGGAUAAAGGGUCUAAUAGCAUGGUUAGCUAUUCUUUGUCCAGCAGUACUGAUCUCUUUGAGUUAGACAGCGAAAGUGGUGAAUUUAGACUAAUCGGUCAUAUAGAUUAUGAAAAGGCAAAAUAUUAUCAAAUGUUUAUCGAAGCAAUGGACGAAGGAGGGCUUUCUGAUUCCAGUAAAAUAAUCAUAGAUGUUAUUGACGUCAAUGACAACAGCCCCAUUAUUAUUAUAAUGUCUAAGUCUAGUUCAAUAGCGGAAGACUCUAUCUCUAAUACAGUUAUAGCCAUGAUCACCGUUAACGACCCAGAUUCUGAUAGUAACGGACAGGUACACUGUGGAAUAAAUGAAAACAUUCCAUUCACCAUUAAAUCCAUAUCCAACGCCUUUUACAGUCUAGUAACAGACAGUGACUUGGACCGAGAGAGAGCCUCUGAGUAUAACAUCAGUGUGACGUGCUCUGAUGAGGGACUGCCCUCGCUCUCCAGCAGCGUCACUGUCACCUUACAGAUAUCAGAUGUGAAUGACAACGCGCCUGUCUUUGAGAGGAGCUCAUAUGAGGCCUACAUUACAGAAAACAACACACCGGGCAUCUCUAUAUUCACAGUGAAAGCCGGAGACGCUGACUGGAACCAGAAUGCCCGUGUUUCUUACAUACUGGAGGACUCCUCGGUUAACGGAGUGCCCAUCUCAUCAUAUGUGACCGUUAGUGCUGAUAGUGGAUUCGUCCAGUCAGUGCGCUCUUUUGACUACGAGCAGAUCAAGGAUUUCCAGUUCCGUGUAAAAGCGCAGGAUGGAGGCUCUCCUCCUCUCAGUAGCAAUGUGACUGUGAAAAUAAUGAUCCAGGACCAGAAUGACAACACGCCUCAGGUUCUGUAUCCAGUCCAGACAAGCAGCUCUCUGGUGGCUGAAAUGGUGCCUCGUUCAGCAGAUGUGGGAUAUCUUGUCACUAAAGUGGUGGCUGUUGAUGUGGACUCUGGGCAGAAUGCCUGGCUCUCGUAUAAGCUGCAGAAAGCGACAGACAGGGCGCUGUUUGAAGUGGGCUUACAGAAUGGAGAAAUAAGAACUAUACGCCAAGUCAAUGAUAAAGAUGCUGUGAAACAAAGGCUCACUGUUGUGGUGGAGGACAACGGGCAGCCCUCUCGUUCAGCUACAGUCAAUGUUAACGUGGCGGUGGCGGACAGCUUCCCUGAAGUGCUCUCGGAGUUCACUGACUUUACGCACGACAAGGAGUACAAUGACAACCUGACUUUUUACUUAGUCUUGGCUUUGGCUGUUGUCUCAUUUCUGUUCAUCACAUGUUUAGUGGUUAUUAUAUCAGUGAAAAUAUACAGAUGGAGACAGUCUCGCGUCCUCUAUCAUUCCAGUCUCCCGGUUAUUCCGUAUUAUCCACCGCGUUACGCAGACAUUGGGGACAGGAACUCUACAGCACGUGUACAAUUACGAGGUGUGCCGGACGACUGACUCCAGAAAGAGUGACUGUAAGUUCGUCAGACCCUGUAGUCAGAACGUACUGAUAAUGGACCCCAGUUCUACAGGGACGAUG
Molecule: messenger RNA, 2488 nt
Organism: Oncorhynchus masou masou (cherry salmon)
Lineage: Eukaryota; Metazoa; Chordata; Actinopteri; Salmoniformes; Salmonidae
Product: protocadherin gamma-A11-like
Biological process (GO): homophilic cell-cell adhesion
Cellular component (GO): plasma membrane
Molecular function (GO): calcium ion binding
Source: RefSeq, a predicted model, not a curated record